GGCUGAGACCGUUGAGGAGGAGCCGGAGCUGUCGCUGGUAUCGCCGCCGUCGCCGCCGCUCCUCCCGCACCCGAGCGGAGCCGUUAGCGCCCCGCCCUCCCUCACCCGAGGAAGGAGCCCCGGGCUUGUCCGCCCGCCCGUCUGCAGAUAUUUUAUAAAAUGUCUAAUGGUUAUGAAGAACACAUGGCUGAAGAUUGCAGGGAUGAUAUUGGUAGAACGAAUUUAAUUGUGAACUACCUUCCUCAGAACAUGACGCAGGAUGAGUUACGAAGUCUAUUUAGCAGUAUUGGUGAAGUUGAAUCUGCAAAGCUUAUUCGUGAUAAAGUAGCAGGACACAGCUUGGGCUAUGGCUUUGUGAACUACGUGACUGCAAAAGAUGCUGAAAGAGCGAUAAACACACUGAACGGCCUGAGACUUCAGUCAAAAACCAUCAAGGUAUCCUACGCUCGCCCCAGCUCAGAAGUUAUCAAAGAUGCCAACUUGUACAUUAGCGGACUCCCACGGACAAUGACACAGAAAGAUGUGGAAGAUAUGUUUUCACGGUUUGGACGUAUAAUCAACUCCCGUGUGCUUGUGGAUCAAACUACAGGUUUGUCCAGAGGGGUUGCAUUUAUCCGGUUUGACAAAAGAUCAGAAGCAGAAGAGGCAAUUACCAGUUUCAAUGGCCAUAAACCCCCAGGUUCCUCCGAGCCCAUUACAGUGAAGUUUGCUGCCAACCCUAACCAGAAUAAAAAUGUGGCACUGCUCUCGCAGCUGUAUCAUUCACCAGCUAGACGGUUUGGAGGGCCAGUUCAUCAUCAGGCACAAAGAUUCAGGCCACACUGCCUAAUGGCAGUUUCCAGAUGCCUGGAAAGCAAAUUGGAAGAGGGAGGCACAAAAGAGCAAAAAUCAGAGUUGGCUCUGGUGAUGGCUGCUGGAACACUUUGCCAGGUGGUGCAGUGCACGGAUUGGUUCUCCCCUAUGGGUGUAGAUCACAUGAGUGGGCUCUCGGGUGUAAAUGUCCCAGGAAACGCCUCUUCAGGCUGGUGCAUCUUCAUCUACAACCUGGGCCAAGAUGCUGAUGAGGGAAUCCUCUGGCAGAUGUUUGGCCCCUUUGGCGCAGUUACCAAUGUGAAAGUUAUUCGCGAUUUCAACACCAACAAGUGCAAAGGCUUUGGCUUUGUAACCAUGACAAACUAUGAAGAAGCAGCGAUGGCCAUAGCAAGCCUCAAUGGUUAUCGCCUGGGGGACAAAAUCUUACAGGUUUCCUUCAAAACCAACAAGUCCCACAAAUAACUUGCUCACGCUCAUGCUUUUUGUAUGGAAUAGGUAAUUGAGUGACCGAAGUGGAAACAUUUUUGUUAGUGUAAAACUCAUUUCAUGCCAACUUUCACAAAGUGUUUGUCUUAGUCUAAAUGAGAAGUGAAGAGGUUUUUUAUACUCUGGGAUGCAACCGACAUGUUCAAAUGUUUGAGAUCCCGCAACGUUAGACCAAUUUUAGGUUUCUUAAGUUAUUUCCUUUAAAAUAUAUAUUACACUGAAAUCUAAGUAGACCGCAUUAACGAACCAGCCCCUCUGGAUGGUGGUAAAAAUUGAAGCAUGCUUUAACUUAUAAGACUCUCUAACAUUCGUUUCAUUGGAUGUCGUCUCCAAAAACUGGGGGGAAAAAUGUUUUCUUUCCUUUUUUUCUCUUUUCUUUAUUUUUUUCCCCCUUUUUUUUUUUCUUUUUUUAAAGACUGAAGAUGUUAGAUUGGUGCUGAGUGUGCUUUUUCUCAAUGGCUUAAAAGUUUCAAGUGUAGAAUUGCCGAUGCUUUUGUUGAUGGUAUAUUGCUUUUGGAAGCAGCCCGUAAUUGCUCCUUUUAAAGUGGUCUUGUAAGUAGUAGCAUGCCAGCCUAACUUUUAACACCAUUGGUGAGGUAAGUUUCACUCCGAGCGGCAGCCAAGCUGUCGAAUUUAAAACGUUUGAAGGACUCCCCCCCACACACACACAUACACACACACACACACACACACACACACACACACACACACACUUCCCAAAGCCCCAGUUCUAAUAGGGACGGACCAAAGAGUUUCAGAGAAACUCCACAAAGAUUCCAGUCAAAUUUAGCCCCCUGUUCCUCGACCCCCAAAAUGGGGCUAUCUGUGGCUCCUUUGAUAUCCCGGGUCUUCUGUCCCAACAUUGUACGCACGGUGCACGCCAUAGGAUAUGUCUUUCCCCAAGAUAUUUUUCCAGUUUGGAAGCUAGCAGCCGCAGCAGCAGCAGGGUUUGCCACCCCACAAGGGUCGCUCUGUUUUGGAAUAGCACUCAUGAACAUUUGAGCACUGUGUUCUCUGCAUCCCUUCCUUUGAGCGCUGGACUUGUUUUCUCUCUCAGUAGGAUUUUCUUGAAAAGUUUGCUUUACCUCUGAACACUCAGCAAAAAAGUACUGAUUUCUUGCAAGUUAGCUAUUAACAAAAAAAAAAAGCCCUUUGAUUUGUAGUUCUAAAGAUUAAUACCCCAGAGUUUUCUUCAGACUGCCUUGACGUUUUGAGUUGUUCUGUUUCUGUUAAUUUUCUUUUGCUUUUUUGUGGUUUUUGUUUGUUUUUACUUUUG
This is a messenger RNA of Tachyglossus aculeatus (Australian echidna), 2575 nucleotides long. It is a transcript of the gene ELAVL1, whose product is annotated as ELAV like RNA binding protein 1. Lineage: Eukaryota; Metazoa; Chordata; Mammalia; Monotremata; Tachyglossidae. Bases 160 to 1275 code for a protein of 371 amino acids. Gene Ontology annotation, molecular function: RNA binding. The record is from RefSeq and is a predicted model, not a curated record. Gene Ontology annotation, cellular component: ribonucleoprotein complex. The transcript has 7 exons.